GUUACCAUCGAGCAGACGAGCACUCACCGAGAGGCCAGUCAGAAGACUUGAGUGACUGUCCGGUUCAGACGUAAGUCCUCUAAGCUACCGUAAGGUUGACGACGUCUUGCUAAAGACUAGUGUUGUGAAUAAAAUCGUGAUGGAAGGAAAAAUAAGUUACUUUUCACCGGGCCCUGCAAAAUUACCACACGAGGUGCUCUUGGAUUUGCAAAAGGAGUUGGUCCAUCACAAGAACUCGCAUGUCAGCGUGAUGGAACUUUCCCAUCGCUCCAAGGACUUCGCCAAUAUUCUGGAUGGUCUGGAAAGAGCGGUGCGGGAAUUAUUGAACGUGCCAGCCAAUUACAAAAUCCUCUUGAUGCAAGGAGGUGGCACUGGGCAGUUUGCAGCUGUGCCCCUUAAUCUCAUGUCCAGAAGUGGUAAAGCUGAUUAUAUAGUCACAGGCACGUGGUCGAGCAAAGCGGCAAAGGAAGCUUCCAAGUACGGAACCGCGAACUUGGUUCUUCCCAAGAUGGACCGAUUCACGCACAUUCCCGACAAGUCAACCUGGAAGUUAGACUCUGAGGCUUCUUAUGUAUACUACUGCGCUAAUGAAACCGUAGAAGGCGUGGAAUUCCAAGACAUUCCAGAAGUUCCUGAAGGUGUCCCUCUCGUGUGUGACAUGUCUUCAAAUUACUUCUCUCGUCCUGUAGAUGUCACGAAGUUUGGCCUCAUCUAUGGUGGAGCUCAGAAGAACAUAGGAAGUUCAGGAGUGACAUUGAUCAUCAUCAGAGAAGAUCUCUUGGGGUCACCUUUGCCAGUUUGUCCCACAGUAUUAGAUUAUACUAUCAUGGCAAAGAACAGCAGUUUGUAUAAUACUCCUCCAACAUAUGCAAUCCAUGUCAUGGCAGAAGUCCUGAAAUGGGUGAGAAAGGAAGGUGGGCUGGAAGAAAUGGAGAGGCGAUCCAUCAAGAAGAGUAAUUUGAUCUAUUCGAUCAUUGAUGAAUCGGAUGGAUUUUACAAUAAUCCUGUGGAGUCAAAAUCAAGGUCGAGAAUGAAUGUAGUCUUCAGGGUUGGUGGAGCCAAAGGAAAGGAAGAUAUGGAAAAGAAGUUUGUCGACUCUGCAGCUGCUGAAGGUUUGCUGUCUCUAAAAGGACACAGGUCUGUUGGUGGAAUAAGAGCUUCACUGUACAAUGCAAUCACAGUUGAGGAUGUUAUGAGAUUGAGAUCAUUUAUGAAAAAGUUCUGUGAAGAAAAUAGGGCUUGAAGGUUUUAAAUUGUUUUUUUAAAAAUCUAGAUUUUAGUGAUACAUACAUACUUUAAAUUUUAAUUAAAAUAUCAAUACAAUCCUAUUAGUAUAUACGUAUGUCCAACAAGUCUGGUUUUUUUUAGACAUAUCUCACUUAUUCAGUGACAGUACUUUGUAAAAAAAAAUAUAUAUAUAUCAUACUGUCAACGCACUUAUAAAGUAACAAAGUCC
Molecule: messenger RNA, 1456 nt
Organism: Macrobrachium nipponense
Lineage: Eukaryota; Metazoa; Arthropoda; Malacostraca; Decapoda; Palaemonidae
Product: phosphoserine aminotransferase-like
Exons: 9
Coding region: 140-1243 (367 amino acids)
Biological process (GO): L-serine biosynthetic process
Cellular component (GO): cytoplasm
Molecular function (GO): pyridoxal phosphate binding; O-phospho-L-serine:2-oxoglutarate transaminase activity
Source: RefSeq, a predicted model, not a curated record